Tripterygium wilfordii is the source of this 1774-nucleotide messenger RNA. RefSeq names its product serine decarboxylase-like. Gene Ontology annotation, biological process: carboxylic acid metabolic process. Bases 159 to 1592 code for a protein of 477 amino acids. Gene Ontology annotation, molecular function: pyridoxal phosphate binding; carboxy-lyase activity. The record is from RefSeq and is a predicted model, not a curated record. The transcript is spliced from 6 exons. NCBI's taxonomy places the organism in Eukaryota, Viridiplantae, Streptophyta, Magnoliopsida, Celastrales, Celastraceae.
AAAAAAUCGUGAACUUAUCAUAAUUGACAGCAGAGGCCCCUAUAAAUACCGAACCAAUUCUUUCGGAGAAUCUCCUCAAACGAUCUCCACCGUCGAUCGUAGCAUCACUGACCUCCCAUUAUCAUUCCGCCGACAAUUCAGGUGUGACGAGAGAAAUCAUGGUAGCAAGCAUUGAAGCGGAGGCAAACGGGGUGGCGAAGGACAUCGAUCCGACGGCUGUGGUGGCCUCCGAGCCUCUGCCGCCUCUUGUGGCUGAGAAUGGGAAGUUAUUAGGAGGUGCAGGACAUGAGCAGAAGGAAGAAAAGGAGAUCAUUUUAGGGAAGAACGUGCACACCAUGUGCCUGGAGGUUACGGAGCCAGAGUCCGAUGAUGAUUUCACUGGAGAUAAAGAGGCUUACCUAGCUAGCGUCCUAGCUAGGUACAGGAAGAAUCUUAUGGAACGGACUAAGCACCAUUUAGGUUAUCCUUAUAACUUGGACUUCGAUUAUGGUGCUCUGGGACAACUGCAGCACUUCUCCAUCAAUAAUCUUGGAGACCCCUUUAUUGAGAGUAAUUAUGGUGUCCAUUCUAGACAAUUUGAGGUUGGCGUGUUAGAUUGGUUUGCCCGUCUAUGGGAACUUGAGAAAGAUGAGUACUGGGGUUACAUGACAAAUUGCGGUACUGAGGGGAAUCUUCACGGGAUUUUAGUUGGGAGGGAAGUGUUUCCUGAUGGAAUUCUUUAUGGUUCACGAGAUUCACAUUAUUCUGUCUUUAAAGCAGCACGCAUGUAUAGAAUGGAAUGUGUGAAGGUUGACACUCUUCUCUCUGGGGAGAUUGAUUGUGCCGACCUCAGGAUUAAACUUCUUGCUAACAAGGACAAACCAGCCAUCCUCAAUGUUAACAUAGGCACUACAGUGAAAGGGGCUGUUGAUGACCUUGAUCUUGUUAUACAAACCCUUGAAUACUGUGGAUUUAAUCAUGAUCGGUUCUACAUUCAUUGUGACGGCGCUCUGUUUGGACUUAUGAUGCCUUUUGUGAAAUGUGCACCAAAGGUUACAUUUAAGAAGCCAAUUGGAAGUGUCAGUGUUUCUGGCCACAAGUUCGUGGGAUGUCCGAUGCCUUGUGGUGUUCAGAUAACAAGAAUGGAGCACAUUAAUGUCCUAUCAAGGAAUGUCGAGUACCUAGCUUCAAGGGAUGCCACUAUCAUGGGAAGCCGAAAUGGUCAUGCUCCUGUCUUCCUCUGGUACACCCUCAACAGGAAGGGUUACAAAGGGUUUCAGAAAGAAGUUCAGAAGUGUCUUAGAAAUGCUCACUACUUGAAGGACUGCCUACGUAGUGCUGGGAUUAGUGCAAUGUUGAAUGAGCUCAGUAGCACGGUCGUGUUUGAAAGGCCCGCAGAUGAGGAGUUUGUUCGUAGGUGGCAGCUAGCUUGCCAAGGAAACAUGGCUCAUGUCAUUGUGAUGCCCAAUGUUACCAUUGAGAAGCUGGAUGAUUUUUUGAACGAGCUGAUUGAAAAUCGCCUCACUUGGUAUGAGGAUGGGAAAGCACAGCCUCCCUGUCUCGCAGAAGAUGUAGGAAGUGAGAAUUGUGUAUGCCCGUUGCACAAGUCAUAAAUUUCAUCGGUGAAUCUUUUCAGUCUGUUGUCUUAAUUGUAUCAGAAUAAAGUUCGGUAGAAUCUAGAUUUGUUUACGAGGAUUUUCUUGUUUCUGCAUCAUUCUGCACACAAAAACACGCAGGCAUGUGUACGCUCGCUUAUACAUUCUUGUUCAAUAAAAGUUUCAGCAUUUUUUGAAUA